AUACGUAAUAACAACACAUUCUUCUUCUCGAUCCAACAUCGAAGAAACUCCUUCCUAUACAACAAACAACACACUAAAAAUCAAGAAACUGUUCUUUCUCUCUCUACAUCACUUUCCCCUCUCUCUCUCUCUCUCUCUCUCUCUCUCUCUCUAUCUCUAUCUCUCUGUUUCAGGUACUUUAUUUCACUUCUUCUGCCUCGUAAUCCUCCCCAAAGAACUUAACUUUUCAAAGAACCCGUCCAAUUAAUCGCCACCCACUUCCUUAUUUCGUCUUGAGCGAGUUUUUGUUUUUUUUUUUGAUUUUUGUUUGGUUGAGGGUUUAAUCUGAGAAGUGGAAUUAUUGAAUUUAAUGGAGGGCGGUGAUGGAAGCCCGGUGAGAAUGGACGGGCUGAAAAUGAGGAUGCAGGCUGAUCGGGCCUUUAGUUUGGAGCCCGAUGUGGCGGUUUCGUCGCCGGUGACUCGCCAGAAAGCCGCCGCCGCUAAACAGUUCAUCGAGAAUCAUUACAAGAAUUACUUGCAGGGUUUGCAAGAUCGCAAGGAGAGGAGGAGUGCAUUGCAAAGAAGGGCACAAGAGGCGCAAGUAUCGAGUGAAGACGAAGAGAAAUUGUUGCGGAAUUUGGAGAAAAGGGAAACCGAGUAUAUGAGAUUGCAGAGGCAUAAAGUAGGUAUCGAUGAUUUCGAGCAAUUGACUGUCAUUGGCAAAGGAGCAUUCGGCGAGGUGAGGCUGUGUCGAGCUAAAAAUACAGGAGAAAUAUAUGCCAUGAAAAAAUUGAAAAAAUUGGAGAUGCUCAGCCGCGGACAGGUUGAGCAUGUACGUUCCGAGAGGAACUCGCUUCUGGAGCUGGAUAGUCGGUGCAUAGUGAAGCUAUGUUAUUCGUCCCAAGAUUCCGACUUUUUAUAUCUUAUAAUGGAGUAUUUACCUGGCGGCGAUAUUAUGACUUUGUUAAUGAGAGAGGAUAUUCUUUCCGAAGACGUUGCUCGAUUUUACAUGGCCGAGAGUAUUCUUGCUAUCCAUUCCAUCCACCAGCAUAGUUAUGUACAUAGGGAUAUCAAACCAGACAAUCUGAUUUUGGACCGAAACGGGCAUUUAAAGCUUUCCGACUUUGGCUUGUGUAAGCCGCUGGAAAAAUAUUCGUCAAUUUUAUUGGAAGAUGAUGAUCUCACGAGUCAAGAUCCUGUAAUCGAGAGCGAAGGCAAUUCCACCAUAGGCACUGCUCCUUGGUUAAUGGCUAAGGAGCAGUUACAACAGUGGAAAAGGAAUCGUCGUGCCUUGGCAUACUCGACCGUUGGAACUCUCGAUUAUAUGGCACCAGAAGUUUUAUUGAAGAAAGGAUAUGGAAUGGAGUGUGAUUGGUGGUCUUUGGGGGCUAUAAUGUAUGAGAUGCUCGUAGGGUACCCUCCCUUUUGUUCCGAUGAACCUAGAAUGACGUGUCGUAAGAUAAUUAAUUGGAAAACGUGCUUAAAGUUCCCGGAAGAACCAAAAGUCUCCGACGAGGCCAAGGAUUUGAUCUGUCAUUUGUUGUGUGAUGUUGACAAAAGGUUGGGUACCCGAGGUGUCGAAGAAAUAAAGGGGCAUCCGUGGCUUAGAGACGUUAAAUGGGACACCCUUUAUGAAAUGGAAGCUGCCUACAAACCGACUGUAAAUAGUGAUUUGGACACACAGAAUUUUGAAAAGUUUGAAGAAGGAGAAAAGCCACCAUCUGAUACACCACGAGUCGGACAUUGGAGGAAGAUGUUAACAUCUAAAGAUGCCAACUUUAUUGGAUAUACAUUCAAGAAAUCCGAUCUCCUGAAAUCAGCUGAGAGUGCAGGCAUCGAUUUGAGUUCAAAUGGAUCUUCGAAACCUCCAUCUUUAAUGUCAUUAUUCGGGCAGAUAGACCUGCAAGACGAAGUAAUAGCCGAGGAAGAUCCAAAACCACAUAUUUGACUCUUUUUUAUAAGAUUUUUCGAUUCUUCAAAGAGGUGUUGUGUGUUAUCUGCAAGAAGCGCUUGUUUCUGUACAGAACAAAAAAUCUUUUUUUUUUUGGGAUAAUUUACAGAACAAAAAAUUCAUCAGUUAUGCAGAUGGAUAAAUUUUUGGCUAUGUUUUCAUUGUUUGUUGUUCUCCUUUGUUCCAUUAUAUAUGAAAAGGCAAUAAGUGUUUUAUUUCU
Erythranthe guttata (spotted monkey flower) is the source of this 2150-nucleotide messenger RNA. Its product is annotated as Protein kinase family protein. Gene Ontology annotation, molecular function: protein serine/threonine kinase activity; ATP binding. Lineage: Eukaryota; Viridiplantae; Streptophyta; Magnoliopsida; Lamiales; Phrymaceae. Gene Ontology annotation, biological process: protein phosphorylation. The record is from RefSeq and is a predicted model, not a curated record.